AUGGCGCAACUCACCGGUGUUUAUCAAAGUGUUGAGCACGCAAUAGUCGAAGCCAUUCACAUUUUAACACCGUUUUCGGAAUAUUCAGAUGAUUCUGUUCGAUGUAAACAGAUUUUUAGUUUAGUUAGAGAUUCAACUAUUUAUAUCAACGGACAACCACAAACAGGAAACCAUAGAUUUACGAUAUUUUCAUCCGCUUUAUCGGGUAGGAGAUCAUCAGUCAAGUUAUUUCAAAAAGUAACAGAUCCAGAGAGACAUGGUGCUUGGUGGAAGCUUAAAGUCCCGUAUGAAGAAGCCCUUCGAAUAUGUCACUCGCUGAUUCUUAAAAACCCGCACCGUAGAGGUGAUAUUUUCGAAUGGCAAAGUAAUUUUGAUAUUGUUUCUGCUCCUCGCGAAGAAGAGAUAAGGAAUAGAUUCCUUUCUUUUGUCCCGCUUUGCAUGGUUACGGAAGAACUCCAAGACUCAAAUGAAGAGUGGGAAAGCAAAAUCAACGAAAUUAAAGAGAAAAUCGAAGUUCAAAAGCAAAAUUCAACACCAGAAACUCUCCAAAACUUACAGCAGCUUAUACAGCUCCAAUCAACUGUUUCAGAACUCAGACGAAAUAGAAGAAGAAAUGAUUUCGAUUUAAACGAUGGGCAUCAGCUACAAUUCUUCUAA
Molecule: messenger RNA, 657 nt
Organism: Trichomonas vaginalis G3
Lineage: Eukaryota; Parabasalia; Trichomonadida; Trichomonadidae
Exons: 1
Coding region: 1-657 (218 amino acids)
Source: RefSeq, a predicted model, not a curated record